Molecule: messenger RNA, 4067 nt
Organism: Cornus florida
Lineage: Eukaryota; Viridiplantae; Streptophyta; Magnoliopsida; Cornales; Cornaceae
Product: protein FAR1-RELATED SEQUENCE 9
Exons: 3
Coding region: 384-1886 (500 amino acids)
Biological process (GO): regulation of DNA-templated transcription
Molecular function (GO): zinc ion binding
Source: RefSeq, a predicted model, not a curated record
AUUUUUAGAUGCAAUUUUACAGCAACUAUUGAAUCAACUAAGCAGAGUGUAUAAUUUUCGAAUGAAUUGGGCAGACUCUGUAAAUAUAUGCUAUGGGGAUGAUAAAUGUGAUUUGGUUUUUGUUUAAAUAAUUUAAGCUUGCCCCAGAUUAAUGAUCCGGGACGGGGAUGGACACGGCGUCUUUAUAGAAGUUGGGGAAGGAGGAGUCGGUCUGGGCUUAAGAUGCUGAGUGCUGACUGUGUAAGCUGUAAAACUACAGAGGCCUUGAAAGCGGAGGUUCGUUCGACCAAAGGGAACCCUAAGGAGGGAUAGUGGGUGCAUCUCUGCGUCUACAGAGAGAGUUACUUCUUAGCGAACACACAAAAAUUGCCCCGCCACGAGAGAUGAGUAGCAGCAGCAGACAGAGGACCAUUGGGGGUGCGGGUCAGCAUGUAUUGGACUACUUGAAACGAAUGCAAACGGAGAAUCCUGCUUUCUUUUAUGCAAUUCAGGGUGAUAAUGACCAUUCUAUUGGAAACAUAUUUUGGGCUGAUGCAACUUCCAGGAUGAACUAUGGUCAUUUUGGAGAUACAGUCAGGUUUGACACAAUCUACAGGACGAACCACUAUAGAGUACCUUUUGCCGCUUUCACUGGAAUAAAUCAUCACGGGCAACCGGUGUUGUUUGGCUGUGCAUUAAUUUUCAAUGAAUCUGAUGCAUCCUUCAUUUGGCUACUCCAGACGUGGCUUCAUGCAAUGUCUGGACGCGCUCCUGUUUCCAUCACGACUGAUCCGGAUCGACUCAUACAGAUGGCUGUCUCCCAGGUUUUGCCCGAAACCCGUCAUCGUUUCUGCAAGUGGAGCAUGUUUAAAGAAACACAGGAGAAACUGGGUCAUAUAUAUCAAACACAUCCUACUUUUGAGAUCGAGUUUAAGAAGUGCAUUAACGAGACUGAGACAGUUGAUGAGUUUGAGCCAAGUUGGGAUUUGCUCCUGCAGAGAUACUACCUUAUGGACAAUGAAUGGCUCCUAUCAAUGUACAAUGCUCGUCAUCAAUGGGUCCCGGUGUACAUGCGAGAUACGUUUUUCGGAGAGUUGUCUACAAGCGAAGGAAGUGACAGUAUGAACUCGUUCUUUGAUGGGUAUGUGAAUGCAGCAACCAGUACACAGUUGUUGAUUAAACAAUAUGAGAAAGGUGUAACAAGUUGGCAUGAAAAGGAACUAAAGGCAGAUUAUGAUACCACUAACACCACGCCAGUUUUGAAGACGCCAUCUCCUAUGGAAAAACAAGCUGCGAACCUUUAUACCAGGAGGAUAUUCAUGAAGUUCCAAGAGGAAUUGGUUGAGACCCUUGCUAAUCCUGCAACUAAAAUAGAAGAUUCUGGAACAAUCACUGCAUAUCGAGUGGCCAAAUUUGGGGAGGAGCACAAAGCACACACAGUUAGGUUCAAUGCAUUUGAGAUGAAAGCUAAUUGUAGCUGCCAAAUGUUUGAAUUUUCUGGCAUUACUUGUAGGCACAUAUUAUCGGUUUUCAGAGCAAAAAAUGUUCUUACACUUCCUUCUCAUUAUCUUUUGAAACGGUGGACAAGAAAUGCCAAGAGUGGAGGUGCUGUUGAUGAACGUGCUCCUGAAUUGCCAAGCAAUUCUCGAGAAUCUUUAACUGUUCGGUAUAACAAUCUACGACAGGAAGCCAUCAAAUUUGUGGAAGAAGGGGCAAAAUCAAUUCAUAUUUAUAAGGUGGCUAUGGAUGCUCUGCAAGAUGCUGUGAAGAAGGUUGCUGCUGCAAAGAAGCAAAAUUCAAGAGCCACACAGGGUGGCACUCUAGCCAAUGGAGGUAACAAAGAUAUGCAUCCGGGUGAAGAGAACCAAACGGCGCCAUACCAGUCUGCGGAUCCGCUAGAGGGUUGAUUGAGGCGUGGAGAGGUUGCCUUGUGGGGGCUCAUAGUCAGGAUGCGUGGAGGGCUACGCCGCUCUGUGUGUGGUGGUGUAUUUGGCUUGAAAGGAAUAGGAGAUGUUUUGAAGGAAAGGCGAUGUCGAUUUUGGUGCUUAAAUUCUCGAAUCUUUUCACUCUUUUUUGUUGGGUUUCAAGGAGAGAUCAUAGAUCGUUGGAGGAGAUUGUUGACUUUUUGGCCUCCUUGAAGGCUUGAGGCCUUUGUAGUCUUUUGUAUUUUUCUUGGGUUCCGCUCCCCUUUUGAGCAUUUUUUAAUAAAAUUUUAUUUAUCAAAAAAAAAAAAGAAGAUGUAGAAGUAGAAAUUGCCGAUGAUGAUUAGAUAUUGCAUGUCAAUGCACGUCUCUAAGGACUAAAACCUGAAAGGACGAUUUCUUUUUGGGAGGAGUAAAAGAUCAAUAAAGCAUGCUCAAAAGGGAGCAUAUCCUGAAAACAAAAAGGAUGAAAUGUUGAAACAAUUUGGACUGCUUUUGACAUGGUAAUGACUGCUUAUAAUGAUCGAUAUCACGACCCAAAAUGAGACCCAUAGACCACUAAUCUAUCCUGUUGAAAUAUCUUUAUUAUUAUUAUUUUUAUUAGCUGUUUUUAGCCUUUUAUUAGGUGUUUUUAUGUAAGAUCCCUAUAAUCAUGGCAUCAUGUAGAUACGAUCCCCUUAAUCAUGAGAUCAAGUAGAUAAAAUUCCCAUAAUCAUGCGAUCACGUAGAUUUUGGCAUAUUUUUUGUUUUUCUUUGAUUUGGUUUAUUUUCUUUGUACCCUAUUCUUGUAAAUAAAUAUAACUCUUGGCUCUCGGUUUGAGUAAGUCAGUUAAAACCCAAAACUAUUUCUUUUUGGUAUCAGAGCAAAAACAAAAAGCCUCCUCAUCUUCCUUCCCCAACGCCGCCACCUUUUCUCUCCCUCUCUCCUCUUUCCCUCAACUCCGGCGCACCUCUAUCUCCUCCCAGCCCUUGCGCCCAGUGUUAUUAAAGACCCUAGGCGCACCAAAGCGUUAGAGGUCCUUUGGAGCCUAGGUGUGAGGCGCUCGCCUGAGUGAAGUGAGACGCACAAUUGAAAAUUUAAACUAUCAUAAUAACAUUCAUACCUCAUAAGCUAUGAAGCACUGACACGGCGCUAAGGGCCUACAUACCAGUGUCAGACACGUGUCCGACACGGACACGCGUGUCCCAGGACACGUGUCCAACACGCUCUAACCGUGUCUUACAUUUUUUAAUAUAUUCGAUGCUACCGGACAUCGAUUAGACACGGCCGGACACCGAUCGAACACGAACUGAUCUGAUUCCCAUGUAUUGAGGUAUAACAUUUUCAUUUCGGGAUUGAGCUAUUUCAUCGUGCCCCUUUUGCCUGAAGCAGUGAAGGAAGAAGAUGUAGAGAGCCAGAGGAAGAAGUUGAGAGGGGAGCCAAAACAGUGUAACAUGGUAUCAUAUAUAUAUAUAUAUAUAUAUAUAUAUAUAUAUGAUUAAUUGAAAUCGAAAUUGGUUUGAUGUAUCUAUAGAUGUAAAAAUUGUGAAGAUAGAGAGAAGUAAGAGAAUGAUCGGAAACGAUUGGGGCACGAAGGUGUUAAAUUGAUUUUAUUUUUGUGUUUAUAGAUCUCAGAUUGUGAAGAUAGAGGGGGAUCAGAGAGAAUGGCUGGUAGGAGCAGAGAUGGGUUAUUGAAAAAAGAGUUUACUGGGAAGAGAAAGAGGGGGUUAGGUAAGAUUCCAUCUUAUCUGUGUUAUUAUAUAUAUAUAUAUAUAUUUCAUUUUGUAAAUAGAGCUCUAUAUAUAUAUAUAUUUUAAUGGAAUAGGUACUAUUGACUUUAUGUUUUUGAAAAAAAAAGGUGAUUGGCUUAAUUUAAAUGAGUUGUAUUUAUUAAUAUAUAUAAGAAAUUAAGUAAAAGUGAAUUUUUUUUUAUAUAUAAUAACAAUUAUAUUAUUAUUUUAUUGCCGUAUCCCUGUUGCGUCCGUGCUUCAUAGCUCAUAAGUCAUAUCAAUAUUCUAAAAAUUAAUAUCAAAUAUAAAAAAGUAAAUCCAUCAACUAUACAAGAAUCCAACAACCAUAAAACAGAGCACAAAUUUGUUUUCUUGAAAGGAAAAGCAAAAUAUGUUUUUUUGAAUGGCAAAACAAAGCACAAAAAGAAAUAAAUAUGUUAACCAAAAAAAAAAAAA